Molecule: messenger RNA, 2472 nt
Organism: Pelmatolapia mariae (spotted tilapia)
Lineage: Eukaryota; Metazoa; Chordata; Actinopteri; Cichliformes; Cichlidae
Gene: fhdc4
Product: FH2 domain containing 4
Exons: 11
Coding region: 1-2472 (823 amino acids)
Source: RefSeq, a predicted model, not a curated record
AUGCAGCCUGGAGGUCCUCCUGCACCCCCACCUCCACCCCCACCACCUCCACCUCCGCUUCCUCCGCCACCACCUCCUCCACCUCCAUCCCUACAUGGCCCGGGUCCAAUUUCAAGGUUGGAGCGCCGGCGCUCCAAGAUGCGCAAUUUCAACUGGGAGACCCUACCCAAACACACAGUUAUAGGAAAGCACAAUAUCUGGACAGCAGAUAAGACUGAUGGGGGAUAUGAGCUGGACACUGAUCAUAUGGAGGAGCUGUUCAGCCACAAGCAGGCCCAGCAGCAAAACAAAGCUCUGAACCGUCAGAGUCUGAGGGGCCUGCCAAGUUCUGCCACAGCAGGGGAAAUGAUUUCUGUCCUCAGCUCCAAGAGGAGCAUGAACAUUGGAAUUUUCCUAAAGCAAUUCAAGCGGCCUAUAAAGGACAUGAUUGAGGAUAUCAAAUCAGGAAAUGGCCUGGGCUUUGGUACUGGAAAACUGCAGGAAUUAUGCAAGAUGCUUCCGGAUGAAGCGGAGGUAAAGCAGCUGGUUAAUUUCAAAGGUGACAUGUCUGCUCUCCCUGAAGCAGAUCAAUUUAUGUUACUGUUGGUCAAGAUCCCCAGCUAUGAAGAGCGUUUGAGCUGUUUGGUGCUGAAGGAGGAAUUUUUUCCCCUUAUGGAUGAAGUAAAAGAAUUCAUCCGUACUUUGACCACUGCUGGAAGGGAGCUGCUAGAUUGCGAUAAUCUUCAUGCUGUCAUUCGCCUGGUCCUUAAGACUGGAAAUUACAUGAAUGCUGGCGGCUAUGCAGGCAAUGCAGUUGGCUUCAAAAUGUCUUCUCUGUUGAAACUAGUGGAUACCAAAGCAAACAAACCUGGAAUGAAUCUUAUGCACUAUGUUGUGAUGCAAGCUCAGAAGGUGGACACAGCACUGCUUAAAUUUCCAGAACAGCUCAAACACAUUGAAGCUGCAGCAAGAAUACAUCAAAGUGACAUUGAAGGGGAGUAUCGAAAGCAAGUAAAGAAAGUGCAAGAUGCCAAUGCAAACACUUUAAAGCAGGAAGACCUAAAGGCACAGAUGGAGGAUUUUCUAAUGGUGGCGGAGGUUUGCUUGAAAGAAGUAGAAACUGAUCUUCAGGAGUUGCAAUCUGUAAGUGACAGUGUGGCACAGUACUUCUGUGAGGACGCCAAGAAUUUUAAACUGGAGGAGUGUUGCUCCAUUUUCAACUCCUUUUGUGAAAGAUUUUUGCGAGCUAUGCAGGAAAACAAAGCUAGAGAGACUGCAGAGGUGAAACGGAGACACAGAGACAGACUGGAAAUUGCAGCCAAGCGGAGAUCCACAGCUACCUGCUCCAGUAGAGAUAAGGAAAUGGAUAGUGUUGCAUUAGAAUCUGUGCUGCAAAACUUUGUCACCAAACGUGGUUCUAGGAGAAGAGCAGAAAAGCCCUCAUCGACUCAUGGAAGCCCAACUAAUGGUAGUCCCAAUAACGGGAGCCUUUCAGAAAUUACUUCUCAGGCAAACCUUCCCCCAGUAAAUCAAAAGAUUCAAGCCUCAAUUAGAGCUAAGGACAUGGGCAGAAAAGAGUGGAGUUCAGCAGUUGAGCUCACUGCGAACUCACGGAACUUGCACAAAGCCCAGUCAGACAUCGAGGACACAAUGGCAGAGAGUGAAAAUUCUCAUGUAGAAGAGAUGAAAACUUCCAAAGAAGAGGACUCUAGAGGACUUAGGAACCCUGCCAAAAGGACUGUUAGCAUUAUGACCGCAAUUAGAUCUUUUGAUGAUAAUGAGGAAGAUCUGCAAGAUAAUAAUGAGGAGGAGGCCCAAAAGCUGCGUGAAGCAUCUAAAAAAGUUUUGCGUUUUCAGAACAGCCGUGGCAGCGUCUCAUCUGGGGACUACUCUCUGGAAAAUCAGAAGUCUCCUCCUCCAAAUGCCCCCAUACGCCGUCAGCUCACAUUUGAUGAGGAAGCGGAUAGGUAUCCUGAUGACCCCAGCAAUGAGGAUUUGCUUCAAGUUUUGCUCAAUCCUCAACCUUCCCCUAAACGUAACCUUGGACGCCGCCAUACGCUGCCUACUAAAGUCCCAAAAACCGAUGCAGGGGAAAGUAAUCGGUGGACUGAACUGCCCGUCAGAACUCCAAAUCACGUGGCACAAGAAAAGGGGACGAUGCCAGAGCGAGAGGGCGCCGGACACCCUCCCUCCAAACCAGUGUUUGAUUAUACUGACAUUUCUCACAACUUAAAACAAUCAGGUGCUCAAGACACAAAUGCCACAUCAGCAGAAAACACAAUCAAGCCACCUGUUUCCUCAGCUCCUGUCAUGCAGCCCACAGACAACGAUGUACAGAUAACUAGUGACACUGUUCCAGCAAGCAGCAAGCCUGUGGUGUUCAAAACUGAGACCACUGGACUAUUUUUUAGUUUUUUAAAACGCAUCGGCGAUAUGAGCAAGCUACAGAGCAGCAAGGACACUGUAAAUAAGCCCACAGGCUCUGGUGUUUAG